AUGGGAGAAAAGUCUUAUGUGAAGCUUACGAAGGAACAAGAAACCUCUCUACAAGAUGUCACGCCGGGGGAACUCAAUCAACCUAUCGACAUUCAUCAGUUAUAUGAUCGUAGAUGCCCGGAAUGUGGGCAAGCCUUACCAUCAUCAUAUGAGCCACCCGCCGAUGAAGAUUGGUCUACUGGAAUAUUUAGUUGUGCCGAUGAUCCUGAAAAUUGCUUGAUCGGCCUCUUUUGCCCGUGUAUAUUGUUUGGGCGCAAUAUAGAGGCGUUAAAUGAUGAGAUACCCGCCAACAAUGCGUGUAUGUGUCACAUGUUAUGUGUAGAGGGUGGCAUGGCCCUAGCCGUGAUUACUGCUUUCAUCUCGGGAAUUGACCCGAGUACUUCGUGUCUCAUUACCGAGGGCCUUUUCUUUGCUUGGUGGAUGUGUGGUAUUUACACUGGCAUGGCAAGACAAUCCCUCCAACGUAAAUAUCACUUAAAGAAUUCCCCUUGCGACCCAUGUGUUGUACAUUGUUGCUUGCAUUGGUGCGCGAUAUGUCAAGAGCAUCGUGAGAUGAAGUUGCACCUAGCGGAGGGCGUUGGAGAUACCAUGAUGAGCCCGCCACGCGUUCAAGAGAUGAAGGCCAUCGUCGAACAACGUCACAAAGAGGUUGAAUCCACUUCCUCAUCAUCGUCGUAUUCUUCGUCUUCCCAACAAGAUAGUGAAGACAGUAAGAAUAUGGAACUUCAAAUCGUUGAAAGAUGA
Helianthus annuus (common sunflower) is the source of this 744-nucleotide messenger RNA. RefSeq names its product cell number regulator 6. The record is from RefSeq and is a predicted model, not a curated record. Bases 1 to 744 code for a protein of 247 amino acids. The transcript has 4 exons. Lineage: Eukaryota; Viridiplantae; Streptophyta; Magnoliopsida; Asterales; Asteraceae.